UUGCUGGGUGUCGUUAGUGUAGAAACUGGCACGGUACAUUCAUCUUAGUCUACAUGGAUGUUUGAGAGACAUUAACAGUGUUUAAUAGUUAAGUGUUUUACACUCAUUGCCACUGGUGAUCCAGCUGGGGUUUCUUCUGUAGAAAUGUUCAAGUGCCACAAGGCGUAUUUGCAUGAUUUUACAGGGAAGUAUCUCUAAAGCAAAGCUACAUAACAGCGAUAUUCAUCGUAAGCUUCGUGCUCCACCAUUUUGAUACCAAGUUUGUAACGAUGCAGCCAAAACAACUGGCAGCAUUGGGGCUGAUCUCUGGCAUCAUCUUUUUAAAGUUCAUCUCAAUGGCUGAGCAUAAUGAAUGUGAAGAUAAAGGACAAUACAGAGCGGCGAACGGGUUUUGCUGCCACCUCUGUCUUCCAGGAAGCAGGUGGCUUUAUGACUGCUUUAACAAUGGCGACCAAUCUGUAUGCACAUCUUGCAUAUCAGGGAAGGACUACAUGGACGUUGCAAACCGUGAUCUUCAAUGCAAAAAGUGCAGCACCUGCAAUCUUCUCUAUGAAGAUUUUCAACAAGACUGUACUGUCACUAGUAACACUGUGUGUCAGUGUAAGGAUGGAUACAGUCGGCCUGAUCCUUCACAGCCUUGUGAAGUUACAUCAAACACAGAAAAACACAUUACAAUUCCUUUUGUAAUUGGGACCCUCAUUCUUUUGGUGGUGGUGGUGGUGGUGGUGGUGGCCGUAUUGAUUUAUCGGAAGAAGAAAUGCUUAUAUCCCUUUGAUGAUUCUGGCAAAGUGACAGAGACUGUGCCCCUUCUUCUUUUGGAAGUGCCCAAGGCUGUCCUUAAGUUAAAUGCUCCCCAACUCUUAAUCGGAACACGGCACAUAAAGAACUUAACAUCUCAGAUGAUGGCAAGACAGCGGAAUGGCUCAAGAGAACUCCAGAUAAACCUGAUCACCCAGAUCGGUUCAAAUACUGGUCACAGGUGCUGUCCACUGAGAGUUUCUCUGAAGGAUGCCACUUCUGGGUGGUGA
Lethenteron reissneri (Far Eastern brook lamprey) is the source of this 1028-nucleotide messenger RNA. RefSeq names its product tumor necrosis factor receptor superfamily member 6-like. The record is from RefSeq and is a predicted model, not a curated record. Gene Ontology annotation, biological process: regulation of stress-activated MAPK cascade; activation-induced cell death of T cells; extrinsic apoptotic signaling pathway in absence of ligand. Gene Ontology annotation, molecular function: protein binding; tumor necrosis factor receptor activity. NCBI's taxonomy places the organism in Eukaryota, Metazoa, Chordata, Hyperoartia, Petromyzontiformes, Petromyzontidae. Gene Ontology annotation, cellular component: membrane raft; external side of plasma membrane; CD95 death-inducing signaling complex.